Gasterosteus aculeatus aculeatus (three-spined stickleback) is the source of this 1934-nucleotide messenger RNA. RefSeq names its product transmembrane p24 trafficking protein 10 (gene tmed10). Lineage: Eukaryota; Metazoa; Chordata; Actinopteri; Perciformes; Gasterosteidae. The record is from RefSeq and is a predicted model, not a curated record.
UCUGCGUUAAACUGACUGACUGGCACGGGCUGCUCGGUCGGUUGGGUUGAGGGUAGCCAUGGCUCGACUCGCUGCGCUACUGUUGCUGCCGGUUCUUAUUGAGUCGGUGUUUUCCAUUUCUUUCUUUUUACCGGUCAACUCGAGAAAGUGCCUGCGGGAGGAGAUCCACAAAGACGUCCUCGUCACGGGGGAGUAUGAAAUAAGUGAACAGGCGAACACCAAAACUAAUCUGAAGAUCACAGAUUCUUCCAGCCAUACGCUUUACUCCAAGGAAGAUGCAGUUAAAGGGAAGUUUGCAUUCACCACAGAGGACUAUGACAUGUUCGAGGUGUGCUUUGAGAGUAAAUCCCCCAUGGGGACUGGAAGAGUGCCUGACCAGCUGGUCAAUCUGGACAUGAAGCAUGGCGUGGAGGCUAAAAACUAUGAAGAGAUUGCCAAGGUGGAGAAGCUGAAGCCCCUUGAGGUCGAGCUGAGGCGCCUGGAGGACCUCUCCGAAUCCAUCGUCAAUGAUUUUGCUUACAUGAAGAAGAGGGAAGAGGAGAUGCGAGACACCAAUGAGUCCACCAACACGCGCGUGCUGUACUUCAGCAUAUUCUCCAUGUGCUGUCUCAUCGGGCUGGCUACAUGGCAGGUCUUCUACCUGCGGCGCUUCUUCAAGGCGAAGAAGCUGAUCGAGUAGAACGGGCCCGUUGCGCGGGCGACGCGGCCUGCCGGUCGGCCAACACGUCCCAACAUCCACCCUCAUUGGACUAGCUUCAGCAAACAACAGCAAGUGGGGCUCAGGGGCUCAAAUUCUAGUUUUCACAAUUUUAAGUUUGUCCUCUGGGGGGAAAAAAAAAACAAAGAUUCACCUGCUUAUUUAGUGGUCUGAAACAAUAAAAGCGCUGUAGGCAGAAAUGCUCUGUGAAACAUGAGAGGUGUAUGUCACUGCUGGGUGGGAUAUCUCCUUUUUCAUGCUACUUCACUUUUCUGUCUGCACUGCUUGGAUGUUACUCAGCUUACUGAAGAAGAAGCGAUGUUUGAUUUUUUUUUUUUGAGCUUGAUUUGAAUGGAUGUCCCAGGAGCGAAUGUCUUUUGCCCUUCUGUUAAUGUACACAUUAUUCGCCAUGCCAAGCAAAACUAUAUCCGUGGAGCCCUUUUUAUCGAGUGGAGGCUAUUUGAUGAAGUAGUUUGUCGUUACUUGGAGAAAUUUAGCAACCACUGGACUUCUGUGUUAUGUCACCUAAUAUGCAUACAUGUUUGGUAGCUAAAUUUAACCGUGUCUUUAGUUUGUUUUCAUAUUGUAAAUGCUACUUAGUUGCUUCUACAAGUAUAUGUAUUUUUUGGGGAGGGAAGGGGGGGGGUCAAAAGAGUAAUUCUCUAUGUAGUUAUAAAUAAGGUCAUUUCCAUGAGCUCUUGCACGUUCUAGUUUUGGAAACACCGAAACAUUCAUUUGUCACAAAUCUGAAUCGGCCUGACGCCAAAAACAUCGGCUGAAGGAAGGAGUUUGCAGCAUUUUAUUGUUUGUAGAUAAUUGCACCAACCUGUCCGCUAUUAUACAAUCUACAUUUACCUGCAAGUUUUUUUUGUCAUGAGGUUUUGAACUGAAAUCUUACCAACCACUUGCUGUAAUGUUCUUCUUUCUCCAUCUGGUGAAUUUUAUUCCCCUUUUGCGAUUUUCAAAAUGUAAAUUUUCCCAACUACAGUUGUGAUCCAUCCAUCGCGCUUCCCUUUGUCUUUAGAUAAACUUAUGAGGCCUGGGUUACAUGAGGAAUGGGGUGGUUGCAAAUAUUCAGAUUGUUUUUGACUGGGAUUAAUUGAGGCAUCUGUCAUGGGUACAUUUUUAACAAUGAGCAUGCGCGUUGUGCGCAAUCAAUGAUUUUUAUGUUGACUGAUAAAUUUUGUAAAUUUGUGUUGGGCUUUUAUUCAAUAAAAUAUUGGAUGGAUUUACAUUA